Eutrema salsugineum is the source of this 597-nucleotide messenger RNA. RefSeq names its product glutathione S-transferase T3-like. The transcript has a single exon. Bases 1 to 597 code for a protein of 198 amino acids. The record is from RefSeq and is a predicted model, not a curated record. NCBI's taxonomy places the organism in Eukaryota, Viridiplantae, Streptophyta, Magnoliopsida, Brassicales, Brassicaceae.
AUGGGUUCUUCCUUUCCCUUCACUCCGCCUUCUACUUUUGUUGACUUACUCACGAGUCAACAAGAAAAUUUCUUGUCCUUUCCAGCCGUUGAUCUUGGUUCUUCCCAAGCCUCCAUCUUCAGUUCUCAGACCGAGGAGACACCUGCAGAGAAGAAGGAACGCCGAACAUGGACUCCAGCCGAAGAUUUGUUGCUCAUAAGCUCAUGGCUCAACACGAGCAAAGAUCCUGUGGUUGCUAACGAGCAGAAGAACAGCACGUUUUGGUCGCGCAUAGCAGACUAUUUCGGUGCAUCUCCACUGGCGGUUGGAAGAGAGAUCCGCGGGCCUAUGCAGUGCAAGCAGCGUUGGCAAAAAAUCAAAGAGAACCUCUGCAAGUUCUCUGGGGCAUACGCGGCUGCAUUGAGGGCUAAAGCAAGUGGGAUGAACGAGAAUGAUGUGUUGAAAAUGGCUCAUGAGAUUUUCUUUACUGACCAUAAGAAGAAGUUUACGAUGGACCAUGCGUGGCAGGAGCUCUGUUACGAUCAAAAGUGGUGUGAACUGACUGCAGCUAAAACAGAUGGAAAGAAGAAAAGGAGGAGGUCUCAAGACGGCACCUAG